AUGAACUUUAGCGUGUUGCAGUGGCUGCGGGAAGCGGAGACGGAGCCGAGUGAAGCCUGGAGGUCUGCAGGAGCCAGCAGCGGCCUGGCCGUCGUGGACCCGCUGGGAACAUACGUCGCACUCGUCACAGCGGUGUCGCAGAGUGGCGCUAGUGGCACGAGCAGUGCGGGCGCGGAGGCGGCGGGUGCGGGGGCUGCGGGGGGCGCGGCGGGCUGGCGGAGAGAUGCGCCACGCGCGCGGCUCGAUGUGGCGCCCGCGCUAAUCGUGCAGCAGCAAGUGUGCGGCACGCGGUACGUGGUGGGCGCGGGGUCGUGGAGCGCGCUGGUGCAGUGCACGGCGCAGUGGGCGGGCGGUGCCGCGCCGGCGUCCGGCGUGCGCGCGCCGCGCCUGCCCGCGCUGCGCGGCGCCGCGCCCGUCAACCUGGUGCGCGAGCAGGCCGACGCGCUGCUGUCGCACGCCGACGCGCGCGCCGGCCCCGACGGGCUCGCCGCGCGCUUCUAG
Parnassius apollo (apollo) is the source of this 501-nucleotide messenger RNA. The record is from the annotation of a GenBank genome assembly. Lineage: Eukaryota; Metazoa; Arthropoda; Insecta; Lepidoptera; Papilionidae.